UCUGUGCUUAUUCAGAAAUCCCAACUUCAUUUCUCCCUGAAAAAGAAACGCCCUUUAGCCUCCAAUGGCUUCACUCCCUCUGUUACCCAAACCCAUAUCCCCAUUCCUCAAAACGCCGCCAUUUUCAACCAAACCGUUCGUCUUCUUCAACCUUCAGACCCUAAAACCAAAACCUUUAGAUGUCUCUGUCAAUGCCAAGAAGAACCCGUGGUUGGACCCGUUUGAUGAUGGCGAGGACCCGAAUAUGGAGUACGGCUCCUUGUUUGCCGACGGGAAACAAGAAGAGGAUCCAAGACCGCCGGAUAACCCAGAUAACCCUUACGGGUUCUUGAAGUUUCCACAGGGUUAUACCGUCGAGAUUGCUUCGUUGCCAUUGAAGAUCAGAGGAGAUGUUAGACGCUGUUGCUGCGUAAUCUCCGGUGGCGUGUACGAGAACUUGCUGUUUUUCCCCACAAUCCAGUUGAUCAAGGACAGGUAUCCGGGAGUUCAGAUUGAUAUAUUGGCGUCUGAUAGAGGAAAACAGACAUACGAGUUGAACAAGAACGUGAGGUGGGCAAAUGUGUAUGACCCAGAUGAUGAAUGGCCUGAGCCCGCUGAAUACACCGACAUGAUCGGACUUCUCAAAAACAGGUACUAUGACAUGGUUCUUUCGACCAAGCUGGCGGGGUUAGGCCAUGCAUCGUUCUUGUUCAUGACGACAGCUCGUGACAGGGUCAGUUACAUUUACCCGAAUGUGAACUCUGCAGGGGCCGGACUGCUAUUGUCCAAGACGUUUACUCCAGAAAGCAUGAACCUUUCAGAAGGAGGCUAUAGCAUGUACCAUCAGAUGGUGGAUUGGCUAGGACGACCAUUCAGAAGCGUUCCAAGGACACCGGUCCAGCCACUAAGGGUAUCAAUCUCGAGAAAGGUCAAGGAGGUUGUAGCUGAGAAAUAUCGAAAAGCUGGAGCAGAGACAGGGAAGUAUAUAGUGAUUCAUGGGAUAGAAUCAGAUUCAAAGGCUUCAAUGCAAUCUAGAGGAGAUACAGAUAGUUUGCUUCCUAUCAAAGCAUGGGCUGAAAUAGCUAAGGGUAUCAGGGGAUUCACGCCAGUUUUCGUGAUUCCGCACGAGAAAGAGAGGGAAAAUGUGGAAGAAGAAGUCGGAGACGAUGCAGCUAUAGUGUUCAUCACAACACCUGGCCAGUUGGCUGCUCUGAUCAACGACUCGGCUGGAGUUAUAGCAACAAAUACAGCUGCAAUACAACUAGCAAACGCACGGCAGAAACCCAGCAUCGGGUUAUUCUGUUCGGAAGAGAAGGGGAAACUGUUCGUACCAGAGGCAGAAGAGAAGAAAUGCAUCAUAGUUGCAUCAAAGACAGGAAAGCUAGCAGAUAUUGAUGCAGAGGCUGUUAAAAAUGAAAUGCACAUCUUUGAAGCCUCUCUGGCUCUGGCUUAGCCAGGAGAAAGACCAUCCCCUCAACUGCUAAAACAAUGUAUAAAAAGCUCUCUGUGCAUAAACUAUAGUCACAUACUCAGCUAUAGUUAACACAGCUCCACCAAGAUGUUAUGUAAAGAAACUCAAACACAGGAAACUGAGUUUGAAUGAACUGCCCCAAGUUGGAGCUUCUUUCUCA
This is a messenger RNA of Tarenaya hassleriana, 1610 nucleotides long. RefSeq names its product photosynthetic NDH subunit of subcomplex B 1, chloroplastic. The record is from RefSeq and is a predicted model, not a curated record. Bases 65 to 1432 code for a protein of 455 amino acids. Gene Ontology annotation, biological process: photosynthetic electron transport in photosystem I. Gene Ontology annotation, cellular component: NAD(P)H dehydrogenase complex (plastoquinone); chloroplast. Lineage: Eukaryota; Viridiplantae; Streptophyta; Magnoliopsida; Brassicales; Cleomaceae. The transcript has 7 exons.